AUGGCUUUCCCUUGCCACUUGUUGAACCUUUGGAGAAGUCCAAUCCUCUUGUGGCAGCCACAACAGAGGGGUUCAUCCUUGGAGCCUCAUACUCCUCAAAGUAAUAGCACUCAGGCUCACCCAAAUCCUCAUUCACUUGAGCGUUGUCCUCAACUCGAUCCUCAGCUCGAUCGAGCUCAGGCUCCUCUUCUCGCAAAUCCUCUUCAUGCCCAACUAACGUGUGACAGGGGGUCUGAAGUCAAUGUUGUACCUCCUACCGUGGUGAGCUCAGGGUUGGGCAGAAGAAGCUUGGAAGGGCCAGCCAAUGGAUGUGUGAACUUGAAUUGGAACCUCCCAUCCAACUCCUUGUGCUCAAUGAGGAGGUUGGUCUUGCAAAACUUGAUGUCCAUCCACCUGCUGGAGUAG
Molecule: messenger RNA, 405 nt
Organism: Microthlaspi erraticum
Lineage: Eukaryota; Viridiplantae; Streptophyta; Magnoliopsida; Brassicales; Brassicaceae
Source: the annotation of a GenBank genome assembly